AUGAGGCUGGCGUUUGCCUGGAUUCUUCUCUCUCUCCUGGCAGGGCAUGGCCAGGCGGACACCCGUGCCAUCGGCGCUGAGGAAUGUCCCCGCCACUCACAGCCCUGGCAAGCCGGCCUCUUCCACCUCACCCGGCUCUUCUGCGGGGCCACCCUCAUCAGGGAGCGAUGGGUGCUGACAGCUGCCCACUGUCGUAAGCCGUUCCUGUGGGUCCGCCUCGGGGAGCACCACCUGUGGAAGUGGGAGGGCUCCGAGCAGCUCUUCAGAGCCACCGAGUUCUUCCCACAUCCCGGGUUCAACAGCGACCUCAGAGCCAACGACCACAACAAUGACAUCAUGCUGAUCCGCCUGCCCCGGCCAGCACGGCUGGGCCCUGCCGUGCAGCCCCUGAAUGUCAGCGAGACCUGCGUGGACCCUGGCGCCCAGUGCCUCAUCUCAGGCUGGGGCGCCGUGUCCAGCCCCAAGGUGCAGUACCCGCUCACGCUGCAGUGUGCCAACAUCAGCAUCCUGAACACCAUGCUGUGCCACUGGGCGUAUCCAGGCCACAUCUCCGAGAGCAUGCUCUGCGCCGGCUUGUGGGAGGGGGGCCGAGGCUCCUGCCAGGGUGACUCUGGGGGCCCCCUGGUGUGUAAUGGGACCCUGGCAGGUGUGGUGUCCGGGGGCUCAGAGCCCUGCUCCAGACCGCGGCGCCCCGCUGUCUACACCAGCGUGUGCCACUUCAGGGACUGGAUUCAGAAAACCAUAGAGGAAAACCAGUGA
Dipodomys spectabilis (banner-tailed kangaroo rat) is the source of this 759-nucleotide messenger RNA. It is a transcript of the gene Klk9, whose product is annotated as kallikrein related peptidase 9. The record is from RefSeq and is a predicted model, not a curated record. The transcript is spliced from 5 exons. Lineage: Eukaryota; Metazoa; Chordata; Mammalia; Rodentia; Heteromyidae. Gene Ontology annotation, molecular function: serine-type endopeptidase activity. Bases 1 to 759 code for a protein of 252 amino acids. Gene Ontology annotation, biological process: proteolysis.